UAUUUAUGCACUACCCACCCACCCACCCACCCACUCACCCACACGCUUCCGUAAACCCGUAAUCGCCCGAGACAACGCAGCUGAAGAAUCACUGUUCGCAGGAGCAAGCAGAAUGAGGAAGUUCGAUCCAUGGCCCGUGUUCUUCAAAAGGGAGUUCAACCGUAACUGGCCCUUCCUCGUCGGAUUCGCCAUCACCGGAACCAUCAUCACCAAGUUCUCCCUCGGCCUUACCGAGGAAGACAAGAAGAACUCCGUCUUUGCCCAAAGGCACAAAAAGUAAGUUAAACAUGCUCUCUUCUACAGAGGCGGAUACGGGUGAUUUUGGGUUGCGGUUAUGAUGCAAGUGUUGGUACAUUGGUUUAUAUUGUUUCCAGUAGUAAUAAAGAUCUAAGAUUGCAGCUUCUUGAUGAACUUGCAUCAAGAUACAAUAUGUUUCCUAUAUGAAUGUUUUGAGACAAGUUUUUGGUUGGUAUUUGUUUUGUGAACUGUUCUGAAGGGCUUCAUUGGAAGUCUAAACAUUGAAUAACAAAGUUAGUAAAUCCGGUGUCGCUGCUAUGAAAGUGUUUGGGCUUCUUAUGAA
This is a messenger RNA of Helianthus annuus (common sunflower), 580 nucleotides long. RefSeq lists its product as uncharacterized. NCBI's taxonomy places the organism in Eukaryota, Viridiplantae, Streptophyta, Magnoliopsida, Asterales, Asteraceae. The record is from RefSeq and is a predicted model, not a curated record. The transcript is spliced from 3 exons. Bases 113 to 280 code for a protein of 55 amino acids.